AUGGUUGACCUACAUCCUGGGUACUUUUCUUAUCCAGUUAACGAUUAUUCUAUUGAAGGAAAUUAUGAAGAGAACAUUUUUGAUUCAAUGAAAGGAAGAGAACUGGAAUACACCAAGACACUCAAAUUUCUCGUCUCCAUAGACCUUUCGAACAAUGGCAUUGUUGGAGAGAUUCCAAACGAGUUAAUGGAUCUUUCUGGAUUGCUCAACUUGAAUUUAUCUGGAAAUCAUCUAAUAGGAAGGAUCCCUAAUAAUAUUGGCAAUUUGACACAAAUGGAAUCUCUUGAUUUGUCUCGAAACAAACUUUCUGGCCCCAUUCCUCUAACUCUGUCUAGUUUAAGCUACCUAGGUCAUUUGAACAUGUCAUUCAAUAAUUUAUCAGGGCGAAUACCAACGGGAAAUCAACUUUGA
Molecule: messenger RNA, 411 nt
Organism: Camellia sinensis
Lineage: Eukaryota; Viridiplantae; Streptophyta; Magnoliopsida; Ericales; Theaceae
Source: RefSeq, a predicted model, not a curated record